Molecule: messenger RNA, 840 nt
Organism: Thelazia callipaeda (thelaziosis nematode)
Lineage: Eukaryota; Metazoa; Nematoda; Chromadorea; Rhabditida; Thelaziidae
Source: the annotation of a GenBank genome assembly
AUGACUUGGGCAGCGAAAUUUCUGCAAAUAAGUGAUCAAAUUUCCGACGGAAGACUUCUUAUGCUGCAAAAGGUGCACGCAAUCGUGAAAAUAAUAGGAAAAGAAGGCAGUUGGAAAAGUCAGAAAGCACGCGAAAAAUGCGUGCAGAGACAGAAAUCUGUUGAGAGGCAACAGUUUUUGCAAGCUUCUCAAGUGCGACGCAGUGAUGAAAGGCGCAGUCGUGGCAUCAGUCUCCGUGACGAAUAUUCUUCUUGCAUUGCUGACACUGUUGGCGCUACUAGUAAUGAUUUACUCGCAAGUUCGGACGCUCCAUCGCAACUAAAUCGUGUAGACACAUCCGUGAAUCGAGAUAACUCGCCAAGACUUGAUCUCAAAACAAUGUGGCAUCCGAUGUUGAAAAGUACUGGUAAGCUACAAGAAAUUGAAAAUCCUCGAACGUAUCUCAACGAAGUACUUGCAAAGCAUCAGCGAAGAACUGCGAAAUAUCAUGCAAAGCGGAACUCUAUUCUAUCAAAAUCAUCUGCAUUGCAUUCAGAAUCUGUUCAACAGCACUCCACGGCAACUGUGAGUGAUGCGUCUGAACUGCCUUCCGUGUCACAUGCAAAUUCAGCAUCAGCACAGCAGCAUUCAAACUCAAAUAUCGAGGUUUCAGAACCAGCCACACUAUAUUCAGAAUCAAUUCAAUAUCGCGCGGAACCAGUCAUUCAACAUUCGGAACGUGUCACACAUAAUUCGGUAACAAUGCCACAUUUCCCGCAAUCAGUUGCGUCUCAUUCAAAAUCAGUCUCAUACAAUCCAGAGUCAAAUUUACACGAUUUAGAUUCAAUGCCCCAUUAUUCA